CAUUCUCCAAUGUGAAUUCGCCCUAACAGUCGAGCACCGAUAUUUCGGAAUUUUUGAUCCCCGCCGAAUCAAUCUUCGCGGAUUACGAAAGUUUUUCCUUUCCGACUCCGAUAUCCAAUUGCGCGUGUAUACAGUUCGUUCGGACGAAAUAUCGCAGGUGAUUAAUUGACGUGAGACGUAAUGGCUUUCAUCCGUGCCCCCUCGCAUCUGUAAUCGUCUACUACUCGGCCGUAACGAUGUUCAUGACGUGUGAUCACAUUACACAUUACAGUGGAGAGUGUUGAAUUCUCGACUGCCUUCGUGACUUAUUUACCAUUUUUGCCUUGUCACCUUGUGACCGAAUAACAUAAACUGUACCAUUUGAUUCACGACGACGGACGAGAUGGAUAGCAAUAAGGACGAAGCCGAGCGAUGCACGGAGCUCGCGGAACGGUUUAUGCGAGAGAGAAAAUACGAGGAGGCCGAGAAGUUUGUUCGCAAAGCCCAAAAGCUAUAUCCGACGAAGAAGGCUGAGGAACUGUUGGCAGAAGUGACGAUACUUUCAAAGCAAAACCAAAAACCUGAAUCUGCAGAGCCUACUGUUAGAAAACGUCAAAAUGUAACUAAAGAUGGAACACAUUCCCAUACUAAUUCUGAAUAUACAAAAGAACAAUUGGAUCAUGUGAAAAGGAUAAAGAAAUGUAAAGAUUAUUAUGAGAUCUUAGGAGUCAGCAAAGAUGCUACAGACAGUGAUAUUAAAAAAGCUUAUAAGAAAUUAGCUCUUCAAUUACAUCCUGACAAAAAUAAAGCACCAGGUGCGGCUGAAGCUUUUAAAGCUAUUGGGAAUGCAGUCGCUAUUCUUAUUGAUACGGAAAAGCGAAAACAAUAUGACUUAUAUGGUCCUGAAGAAGAACGAUUGCAGAACGCGCAACAUCGCCAAGGUCAUACACACUAUAACUACACUCGCGGAUUUGAAGCUGAUAUCACAGCUGAGGAGUUAUUUAACAUGUUUUUCGGCGUUGGUUUUCCGCAACAAGAAUUUUAUAUGCGUCGACCAGGUGGGAGAUGGAUGAGACAACAAGACGCGCAAGCGCAACAUACUCAUUCUCAGCAAGCGAAUGGAUAUACCACAUUUCUUCAAAUGUUACCAGUUUUAUUACUAAUAUUGUUAACUAUGAUGAGUAGUUUCUUCAUCUCUGAUCCAAUAUAUAGUCUACAUUCAAAUUCAAAAUAUUCUGUAGCCAGAACCACUCAAGGUUCACAUAUUCCAUAUUAUGUUAAGGAGAACUUUCACAGUGAAUAUCAAGGCAGUUUACGUAGGCUAGAAAUAUCAAUUGAAGAAGAAUAUUUCAAUAACUUACGACAAGCCUGCGCCAGAGAGAAGAAUUACAGAGAAGCUAUGAUGUGGAAAUCUCGUAAUUUCGGAGAUCAUGAUUUAUACUUAAAAGCUAAAAAUUUCGAAACGCCUUCAUGUAAGAAAAUACAAGAACUGCAAGAUAGACUCUGAUAGGCGAAAAAUAUUAAUUAAAUAGAAGUCUAUUGUAGAUAGAUGUAUAUUAUAUUUAUACAUAUAUAAUUGUUUUUGGGUGUGAUGCAAUGAAAAUUUGACAUAUAAAAUGCAAUAUCAUAUUUCUAUACAUCCAGAGAAUAAAUCAUGUAUUUCAAAGUUCACACAAAAAACACAUAUUUGGAUUACUUUUUAGCUGUUUAUUCUUUGCAUAAAUUAUAAACUGCAUAAUGAAUGACUGAUUGCAAAGUGUACGAAGUUUUAUUCUUUAGUUGGACUUGCACAUGUAAAAGGAAAUUUCUUUUGUAACUCCUUCUAUAAUCUGUUUAAACAAAUAUGAGAGUGUGUGUGUGUGUGUGCACGUGUGUGUAUAUGAUAUGUGUAUAUAUACACAGGAUGUCAGGUAAAGAUUAUCACACACACACACACACACAUAUAUAUAUAUAUAUAUAUAUAUAUACAUAAUAUGUAAAUCUGUUUUAAAAAUUAUAAACAUAUACAGAGAAAAUAAUAUAAUGCUUCUUCAACUUUCCAUACGAACUGAUGAUGCAGUGACACAUCCUUAGGAAAUGUAAUAGUUAUUCUGAAUACUCAAUUAUUUAUAAUAAGGGAAACGAAAACCUAGUACUAUUGCUAGUACAAUCACAUAGAUAACUUUAGUGGGAUGAGUAUAUCAUGUAUAUGUAAUUUUACAAACUUGCGAGUCCACAAUUUAUUUCGUAAUAAUGCUUUUUGUGGUUGUAAUUGAGAAAAUAUAAAUGCAUCUAAUAUCAGUUAUUAUUCAUAUUUGGAAUGUUAUAACACAGUGGCCUGUUGGUGUAUGCAUGUUUGUCAAUUUUUAAAAAUAAAUUUAUGAUUAUACUAGUAUAAUUUAAAAGAAAAUAAAAAGAAAUAAUUCGAUAAGGA
Molecule: messenger RNA, 2392 nt
Organism: Cataglyphis hispanica
Lineage: Eukaryota; Metazoa; Arthropoda; Insecta; Hymenoptera; Formicidae
Product: dnaJ homolog subfamily B member 12
Exons: 8
Coding region: 383-1486 (367 amino acids)
Biological process (GO): cellular response to misfolded protein
Cellular component (GO): endoplasmic reticulum membrane
Molecular function (GO): Hsp70 protein binding
Source: RefSeq, a predicted model, not a curated record